Messenger RNA from Paralichthys olivaceus (Japanese flounder), 1403 nucleotides. Lineage: Eukaryota; Metazoa; Chordata; Actinopteri; Pleuronectiformes; Paralichthyidae. The record is from RefSeq and is a predicted model, not a curated record.
AUGUCUGUUGUGGGCGCGCAGCCUUUCAUCAAACCAAUGCAGCCUCCUCCCUCUGUGUCCCCCGGCCUCCAGAGGAGACACACGCUCCCGGCGAGCGAGGUCCGGCCGCUCAACACGCAGGAUGCCAUCAGCGUGUUUGAGAUCGAGCGAGAAGCGUUCAUCUCAGUGUCCGGUGAUUGUCCCCUCCACCUGGACGAGGUGCGUCACUUCCUCACGCUGUGUCCGGAGCUGUCCAUGGGCUGGUUUGAGGAGGGCCGGCUGGUGGCGUUUAUCAUCGGCUCUCUGUGGGACCAGGACAGACUCACCACAGACGCACUGACCCUCCACAAGCCCCGCGGCUCCACCGUCCACAUCCACAUCCUCGCCGUCCACCGCACCUUCAGGCAGCAGGGCAAAGGGCCCAUCCUCUUGUGGCGUUACCUGCAGUACCUCCGCUGCCUGCCCAGGGUGCGCCGGGCGGUGCUGAUGUGCGAAGACUUCCUCGUCCCCUUCUACCGCAAGUCGGGCUUCAAGGUGCUGGGCCGCUGCGCCAUCACCGUGGCCAACCUCACCUUCACCGAGAUGUGGUACCCGAUCAGCGGCCACGCGUACAUGCGACGCAACAGCGAGGCCAUCCGCUUCCCCCAGAAUCCCCUGACUCUGCCACUGACAAAGACUGACGAGCAAGUUGGUUUAUGACAAGUGAACCCUCAUGAGUCGGGGGUUUUCAGUUCUGCUCUGUCUUCUCUGUUGGACUCUUCUGUCCCCUAAUCUGAAGCUUAUCAGUUCAUCUUGUGUGAAACUCUCUCACUGAGUAAUAAUGAUGAUGUGAUGUGUAAUGUGACUUUGUUAGACUCUGUUCUGUGAGUUGUGCGUUGAACUAUAACUAACGAAUUGAUGUAUAUAGUCAGCUUAGCAUCUUUCUGGACUCUCCACAGUUACAGACUGACGUCAGGAGGCUUUAGCCGCUCCACCGCUGCCCCUCCAGCUCUAUUAGGGAGCUUUAGCUCUUGUAUUUAGAGGAGGAUCCACUCGUCAGUUUGACCUGAUACUCAAACCAGUCCCUGGUUUUUGGUUAGACGUUGUUUCAGUUUUUGUUUUGUGAUUUUUCUUUUUCUAAGUUUGUGUGUUUCUGUUCCAGUAUCUCGAGUUCAAUAAAAUGUUUUCUACUGUUUUUUUUUAAGAGUAAAAAGUGAAUGUGUUUGAUUUGUCACAUUUGUCAAAUCUAAUAACUGCAGAUACUUCUGAAUACUUCGUUAUAAGAGGUCUUCCUGUGAGAUAAUAUCAUGCCAGUGUCCACAGAGCAGACGAGGCCUCAGUUUUCUUGACUGGAGCUUUAAUCCAUGACACAGACUCCAGCGUCUAAUCCACUGACGUGCCAGACUGAGCAGCUCCGGCUCCUGAAGGUCAAACUUUUAUCAGGU